Molecule: messenger RNA, 1563 nt
Organism: Symbiodinium sp. CCMP2456
Lineage: Eukaryota; Dinophyceae; Suessiales; Symbiodiniaceae
Source: the annotation of a GenBank genome assembly
AUGGGUCUCGCAUUCACGAAGAUAUGGCAGCGAAUGAUCGGAAAGCAGGAGAUGCGGAUUUUGAUGGUUGGCUUAGACGCAGCCGGUAAGACCACCAUUCUCUACAAGCUGAAGUUAGGCGAGGUUGUCACCACCAUCCCUACGAUCGGCUUCAAUGUGGAGACAGUGGAGUACAAGAACUUGUCAUUCACAGUGUGGGACGUUGGUGGCCAGGACAAGAUUCGCCCCCUGUGGCGCCACUAUUACCAAGGGACGAAUGGCUUGAUCUACGUGGUUGACAGCAACGACCGGGAUCGCAUUGAAGACGCCCGCGAGGAGCUCAACAAAAUGUUGAAUGAAGACGAGAUGCGUGACGCAGUGCUCCUGGUCUUUGCAAACAAGCAGGACCUGCCGAAUGCCAUGACCGCAGCAGAAGUCACCGAGAAGCUCGGUCUGCACAACCUGCGACAUCGCCAGUGGUUCAUUCAGUCCGCCUGCGCUACCACGGGAGACGGCUUGUACGAGGGUCUCGACUGGCUCUCGAGGUGGGCCGAGCCCAAGGCAGAGGAGCUCCGAAAGGCGAUGCUCGAGGUCGUGGCAGGUGGCUCUGAGGUCGAGGAUCGCACCGCCCGCGCCUGCCAGGAGGUGCACGAUCACUACACCAUCGACUUGCUGGCCGCGGAAGCGAUAAAACUCUUCGAGUCCUUGAUACCGGGCGUGGCCGAAGGCCUGCUUACCAGUUGUGAAAUACGCAUCGAUGAGCGUCCACACUCGGGAAACCGCUGCAUGUACACGCUCGAUGCCAUUGCCCAUGUAGACGCUAGAUUCAACAAGCCGCUCGAGACGCACAUCAGUGGCAGCCAGCUCAUGGAGUGCUUCAACGGCCUCUUCGCGAAGCGGCCAAAGCUCGUUCAGCUGCCUGUGACUCCGGGCAAGGUGCCCAUCUUUGUCAUGCUGCAGCUAGAUUGGCUUUCCGACGACGGCCAGGCGCUGCGGUACAAGGAGGAUCUCAAGCGCCAGUUGACGGCCGCCAAGACGGCCGGGAUCAAGGGCGUGAUGGCCGACGUGUGGUGGGGCCUUUGUGAGCCAAAGCCAGAGGACUACCACUUCGGCGGUGCCCUGGAGCUCUGCAAUCUUUUGAAGUCCCUGGGGCUGGAGCUCCAGGCAGUGAUGUCCUUCCACCAGUGCGGUGGCAACGUGGGCGACUCCGUCAGCUUCCCUCUUCCGGACUGGUGCCUGAACAAGGCCAAGAGUGGAGGCUUCCUCUACAAGAGCAAGUGGGGCGUAACUUCCGAAGACUGCCUCUCCUUGUCCGCGGAUCGGCAGCAGAUUUUUCCGACCGCAGCAGGGGGCACGCGAACCGCACUUCAGUGUUACCAGGACUUCAUGGCCGCGUUUCUCAAAGCCAUGGGCAACCAUGUUGGGUCCACCAUCUGUGAGCUUCAGGUUGGUAUGGGCCCUUGCGGCGAGCUGCGCUACCCAUCCUACCUGAUGUCGAACGGCUGGAACUGGCCAGGUGUGGGUAUUGCCAUGACCUACGACAAGGGCAUGCUGCAGAUGCUCAAGGAACAGAGCCUGUUGUGA